ACAUUUCACAAAGCCAUCAAAAACCAAACCAAACCAUACCAACAGAAAUGGCCACACGCGAUUACCUUAACUUUGAACCGGUCACACAAUGGGUCCACGAAAAUGAAUGCGAUACCCUCCUUGUCUCUUUGCCCGAUUUCAGUAAAGAGCAGCUGAAGGUUCAAAUUAGUCCAUCAGGAACAUUGAAGAUCAGUGGAGAACGUCCUAUUGGAGUAAACAAAUGGUCACGCUUCUCCAAAGAAUUUCCUGUCUCAUCUAACUGCGACACAACUAAACUAAACGCAAACUUCAGUCAAGGCAUACUCUACGUUAAACAACCAAAAUUGAUCAAUCCAGCAGAGAAGGGAGAAAAGUUAGAGAAUAAACCAAAUGUUAGUAAUAAUGAACCUCCAAAGUAUCAAAAGCCCAAAGAUGAUCAAGAAAAGUCAGAGAAUAAGACAAGUGGAAGCAAUGAGCCUCCAAAGUCUCAAAAGCCCAAAGAUGAUCAGCUGCAGAAAAAGACUCAAGAAUCCACAGAGCUACAUAAAGAGGGUCAACCAAAACCUCAUAAAACUGACCAAGUAACUGGCCAGACGAUGACAAAACCCAAAAAUGAUCAAUUAACACAAAUUCAGAAAGGGGCUCAGGAACUUGCUCAGAUUACCAAUCCUAUGGGUAAGCAAAAGGAUCAAAAGCAGGGCAAUGAUUACGAGGAUUUGCCAAAGAAAGAAACCGUCGCUGACGAGGUUCCAGAAAAGAGUAGUUAUAACGAAGAGAAGAAAAAGGAAAUUGUUGGCAAUGAAAAGAAUGAAAGCAACUAUGAAGAAGAUGAAUAUGAGCAAGCAAUUAACAGGGCAAUGGAGGUUGGGCAACCAAGUAGAUGGAUGAUCUUGGUUUUGGUUGUUCUAUUCAUUGCCUUGGUCGGAUUUCAGUUCAUGAAUGGCAUCAUUGAGGGAUAUCAUGAAUGGCAUCAAAACUAAACACAUUUGCAUAAAAUGUAUGUAUGUAUGUAUGCACUUGUUAUUUAAAAACCAAAAGUCUUAAAUACCAAUUUAGGACCUCAAAUUGCACAAGAUAUUCAAACUAAGUUUAUUCAUCUUCA
Molecule: messenger RNA, 1081 nt
Organism: Impatiens glandulifera
Lineage: Eukaryota; Viridiplantae; Streptophyta; Magnoliopsida; Ericales; Balsaminaceae
Product: protein RESTRICTED TEV MOVEMENT 2-like
Exons: 2
Coding region: 48-959 (303 amino acids)
Source: RefSeq, a predicted model, not a curated record